AUUCCAUCCCACAAUACUUGCUUCCGGGCGAUUGGACUUCGGUCUAAUGCUAUCCACGAUGGCUUGCAGCUUAUCUCCCGAGCUGGCCCAGCUUGGCUCCCGACUUUCGCUCCUUGUCUCCUAGCCCUAUCGUAAACUAAUCUUAUGUCCGCCGCAGUUCUUUCGCCGUUGCAUCCGGGCGAACCAUCAUGUCGCCAAAUUUGGAAACUAGCUUUUGGGAGCGCAUGGGCUUGCAAGAGACGGAUCGGAAUGUUUGUGCAAGAGUUGUAGAGGAACGGUAUCCCGGCUGUAUCGUGGCGGAGUUCAAAGACCAGGGAUACUGCAGCUUCACACUGCUCGUUUCACGGCCAGGACCGCAAGAUUCUGCAACCCACAGCGAUGGACCUCAGGACGACGACUCCAGCAAUUCUCCUCUCCGCGAAGAGUCUGCGUCCUCCAUCGUCCAGAUACGGCCCUCGCAACAUUGCCUGGAUCUCCGCAUCCUGCGCGCUGCGAAGGAAACCUACGGUGCCUUCGCACCAACCAUACGCUCACUCACAGUCCAUCUCCCGGGCCGUUUGCAAGCGUUCGAAAUGGACAGGCUCCAGGGAACACCCUUCUCACGUCUUCGGCCGCACUCUCCAACCCCGGGCCCGGCAACCCGCCAAAAGCAACAGAACCUCGUAGCUUCCUUCGCAACCUUCGUCGCUUGCGCAUGGCCUUCUCCCCAAUCCACACCGCCGCGCAUACGCGAGGAUUCGCCCAUCUUCGAUGGUCCCGCAUGGCUCGCGCAGUGCACGGGGAAAGUAGGCGCGGAAAUCCUCCCAAAGCUUGAGAAGCUGGCGCGCGAGCUGCCUGAUGGUGCGCUGAGGGAAAGAGCGAAGGAGACGCUGAAGAGCCUGAUGAGUAUAAGAGAUUUUCCUGUCGUGCUGUGCCAUGGAGACCUGAUCCCGAGCAAUAUUCUAGUAGAUGAGGAGACCUGGCGGAUCGCGGGGAUGGUGGACUGGGCGGAGGCCGAGUGGCUGCCGUUCGGGACGUGUCUUUAUGGGUUGGAGCAUUUGCUUGGAUAUCCGUCAAGAUAUUGCUUGGCGAGCGAGAGCCUAGGGACAGUCGCCCGUACGAGGCUGAAAUGGUGGUAUUAUGGCAAUGCGGACGAGCUGAGGAUGUUCUUUUGGGAGCGGCUGGUGGAAGAGAGGCCGGGGAUGAGAGUUAGGCUGGGGGAUGUUGGGGUGAUGCGAGAUGUGGGCGUGCUGCUUUGGCUGGGGUAUGCAUGGGAUGAAGGCAGGAUUGAUCGCGUUGUUAAUGAGGUUGAUGAUGGGGAAGAGGUGGAAUGCUUGAGGGCUUUCUUGGGUGUGGGGAAGAGGUAGAGUGGAGGAUAUGGGGAGGGAGAGUUGAUGCGCUCAAGGAUCGCAUUCACUUAAUGCUAAGCGAUCUCGCCGCCAAGCCGUCGAGCUCUCAUUUCGAACCACCACCACUGCGCCUUCCCUUUUAGACUGCACUCAACCUCGCACCUUCCCGGAAUAAACUCCACGCAUAGGCAACAACGAAAACUCAUUCGUCAUUCUUGUACCACUCAAGGGUUGCCACCUUUCUUCUUCACUUUGCCUUCCGAGGCUUCUUCAUCUUGCUUUAUUGCCUCUGCGCGCUGUCAAUAUACCUCUGGAAGCGGUAGUGUGUCUUCUCGCUACAUAAUCAGAAAGCCCGCC
Trematosphaeria pertusa is the source of this 1685-nucleotide messenger RNA. RefSeq lists its product as uncharacterized. The transcript is spliced from 2 exons. The record is from RefSeq and is a predicted model, not a curated record. Bases 189 to 1346 code for a protein of 385 amino acids. Lineage: Eukaryota; Fungi; Ascomycota; Dothideomycetes; Pleosporales; Trematosphaeriaceae.